This is a messenger RNA of Pyricularia grisea, 2355 nucleotides long. RefSeq lists its product as uncharacterized. Gene Ontology annotation, biological process: regulation of transcription by RNA polymerase II. Bases 1 to 2355 code for a protein of 784 amino acids. The record is from RefSeq and is a predicted model, not a curated record. The transcript has a single exon. Lineage: Eukaryota; Fungi; Ascomycota; Sordariomycetes; Magnaporthales; Pyriculariaceae. Gene Ontology annotation, molecular function: DNA-binding transcription factor activity, RNA polymerase II-specific; RNA polymerase II cis-regulatory region sequence-specific DNA binding.
AUGAGCGGCUACAAUCACUACGCCAAUUUCGGCGGUGGACAUUCGCAACACGUUGAUGUUUUUGGUUCUUACCAGGACCUCAUUGAUCCCAGUGGCCUGCCUGCAAUCAGUCAUGCCCCAAUGCCAUCAUCUACGCCCGACCCUCCACGAUCCAUACAGCCCAACGGCAACUACAACUUUUCCUACCCGGGAAUUUCGAAUAUUCCCCAGACGAACGCUGGACAAUCGCCCUUUAAGGCUUCAGGACCGACGGCUCCCUUGGCGCCACUGAAAAACGCACCUAAUGGAGUCAUGAUGAAUUCGCCCCAUAUCAUGCCUCCAAACAUGCAGUCCCACGGAAGCGACUUUGUGCCUCAGAAACAGGCGACGUUGGCUCAUCAAUACAACCCAGCUCAACUUGGAUUGGCUCCGGGGAAGGAUUCAAACCUAGCUGGGGUUCCAUUCCUACACAACCCGACGCAGAACAUGUUGAUCGAACAAUACUAUCCAACCAGCGCGAACGGAAAAAGACUCCUUGAAGCCCCGUCAAUCAAAGACAGUCGCCCGCAAAAACGCGCCAAACUCGAAAACCAACCACUUCCGCCCCCAGAAUCAUUCCCACCCAUCGUCGACGAUGGAAUCAAGCCUAGUCAUAGCUAUGCCAUGCUGAUUGGAAUGGCUAUCCUCCGGUCUCCGCACCGCCGACUAACUUUGGCUCAGAUAUACAAAUGGAUAACAACAAACUAUCGUCACUACCGCGAAGCCGCUGACAACGGUUGGCAGAACAGCAUCCGUCACAAUCUGAGCUUGAAUAAAAACUUCAUCAAGCACGAACGACCCAAGGAUGAUCCUGGAAAGGGCAGUUACUGGGCCAUCAUGCCGGGAAUGGAACAUGUGUACAUGAAGGAGAAGCCAGGCCGCAAGUCCAUUUCAACGCCGGAAGGCAUGACAAUCAUGGGCAGCCUUAUGGAAAACUCAAUACUACCUCCGUUUCCCAAGUCGGAACCGAAGCUGCCUCCGCAGACAUGUUCUGAGCCUAUUUCGGAAGAGACUUCAACAACAGCCACAGUAUCGCAAUCGCACUCCGUUCAGCAGCCAGAUCUUUCGUCAGACGCAACUAUCCCCCCGACCGAGGAGCCUCUGGACAAGACUGCUGAAGUUGACGCUACCGUUGAAUUGGGUUCCUUCUCUCCCACCGCUGCCGACAUGAACUCGUCGCCACCUCUACCAAAGCACUCUGAACCACAAGGCGGUACACCACCUUCGAUGAUGCGGCGCAACUCAGCGACACUGAACUCACAUCGGAGGCAACGGCCUUCAAUGGAUGAUAGUGGAUACAUAUCCUCCCUGGACUCAUCCAUCCUACGACCGCAACAGCAAACGCUCCUCGCGUCCGAGACUGAUCGGCUCGACAGGUCACGGAGCAAGCGGAAAGGCGGACGGGCAGAGGAUGAGAUCAGGCGCCUGCGUGGCUCAUCCUUCGACCCUAGUCCUACAAAGGGCCGCUCUCGCAACAAUACGGCAUUUGGACCUCAAUCUUCGUCGCCAGUUCGUAGGCUUGCUGGUGAAGGUCAGAUGCUUCCACCCCUGACACCUGCAUAUAAGCUGGCGCCGCCGCCACAGAUGGCACCACCGUCGGUCUCUCCCAACACCACACUUCAGCAACAUCGUAGGGAUGUGGCUAGGAUGAUCGAGUCGCCUUUGAAGCGCGUGAUGGGCCUUGCCGGUGACUGCGGAUGGGCAACACCUUCCAACGACAACAUUGACGAGUCAGUGUAUACCGACGGCUACGACUUCAACGCUGGAUACGGCGGCGACUUCUACAUCCUCCAAGACGCGACACCAGGCGGUCUCUACUCGAUUGCUGAGGACGGAUCUCCCGUCAAACGCAAGCGGUCGAUUAUGGAUUCAUCACCGCUCAAGCGACCAGCAAAGAGGCAAGGACUGCCACGACCAAAGUCCACUGCAGUCCUCGGGGAGGUGACGCACCCAAACCAACAGUUGUCGCUCGCGCCAGCUCCUCUUCUUAAGAGCAAGCUGUCACCUGCGAAAUAUUUUGCGCUCAAGUCACCAGGCAAGAAGAUGCCAGACCUUCCGUCAUCCCCAAGCAGGAUUCUUGCCGCGUCUCCUCUUAAGAUGGCUCCUGCACUAAGCACGUUGGACAACGUUAAUGAUGAGAAUGCGGUGCCAAGCGUUAUUUUUGAAGACUUUUGCUCUACGGAGCUGCUCGAAGAAACGAGCGAGUCGCACGACCUUGAUAUCAUGAAAGGUUUCGAACGGAUCGGCCACAACAUGGGGGCGGAUCCGGGGACUAUGCCAUUUGCCGUGGCGAACUUCAAACCUGGCCUCGGGCGCAGCCAUACUAGCAAUUUUUAG